Molecule: messenger RNA, 1271 nt
Organism: Rubroshorea leprosula
Lineage: Eukaryota; Viridiplantae; Streptophyta; Magnoliopsida; Malvales; Dipterocarpaceae
Source: the annotation of a GenBank genome assembly
AUUUGAGGACGGUGUACGGGCGCUCAGUCCGAGCUUUCGACUUCUCAAGAUUUGUUUCGACCUUACAAUGGCGGCGAACGAUUACUUUUUCUCGAACAAAUCGGCUAAGGUAUUCGUUGCCGGCCAUCGUGGCCUUGUCGGUUCAGCCAUAGUCCGGAAGCUUUUGUCCCUCGGCUUCACCAACCUCCUGCUCCGAAGCCACGCCGAACUCGAUCUUACCCGGCAGUCAGAUGUUGAGUCAUUCUUCGCCGCCGAGAAGCCCCAGUACGUCAUCCUCGCCGCCGCAAAAGUAGGUGGCAUCCAUGCCAACAACACCUAUCCCGCUGACUUUAUUGCGGUUAACCUCCAAAUCCAGACCAAUGUCAUCGACUCAUCAUAUCGCCAUGGCGUCAAAAAGAUCAUUUUCCUUGGCUCUUCAUGUAUUUAUCCCAAAUUCGCCCCCCAGCCGAUCCCGGAGAACGCACUUCUCUCUGGUCCUUUGGAGCCCACCAACGAGUGGUACGCUAUAGCUAAAAUCUCUGGUAUCAAAAUGUGCCAGGCAUACAGGAUCCAGCAUAAAUUUGAUGCUAUAUCUGCCAUGCCCACCAAUUUGUACGGUCCCAAUGACAACUUUCAUCCCGAAAACUCACAUGUUUUGCCUGCUUUGAUCCGAAGAUUUCAUGAAGCUAAGGUUCAGGGGGCAAAGCAGGUGGUGGUUUGGGGUACAGGAAGUCCUCUAAGGGAGUUUCUGCAUGUUGAUGAUUUGGCCGAUGCAGUGAUGUUCUUGAUGGAGAAGUAUAGUGGAUUGGAGCAUGUGAAUGUAGGAAGUGGAAAAGAGGUGACUAUUAAGGAAUUGGCGGAGCUGGUGAAAGAGGUUGUGGGGUUCCAGGGAGAGCUUGUUUGGGAUAGUUCCAAGCCAGAUGGGACUCCCAGGAAGCUCAUGGAUAGCUCAAAGCUAGCAAAUUUGGGGUGGAGCCCCAACGUUUCAUUGAAAGAUGGCCUCGUUGAUACUUAUAAGUGGUACUUGGAGAACAGUAAGCAAUGAUACAGGUGAUUUAGUUAGAGCCAGGCAGGUUUUUGAUGCUUGUUAUGGGGUUAAGAUCAUUAUUAUUGUUAGUUUUCAUUAUGCCAUACAGUGAUUGGGAGCAUUGUGAUUCAUGAUCCAUUGUUUCUAAGGUCAUUGUGAGGGUCGAGGAAUUCCUCUGGUAGGUAUGAGCUAUUGUAUGCUAGUUGGAUUGGACUUGUUAUCAGAACCAUUGUCUUUCAAAUUCCAAUAAAAUGAUUAUUUUCAA